This is a messenger RNA of Rhododendron vialii, 2802 nucleotides long. Its product is annotated as DNA gyrase subunit B, chloroplastic/mitochondrial-like. Lineage: Eukaryota; Viridiplantae; Streptophyta; Magnoliopsida; Ericales; Ericaceae. The record is from RefSeq and is a predicted model, not a curated record. Gene Ontology annotation, cellular component: chromosome. Gene Ontology annotation, biological process: DNA topological change. Gene Ontology annotation, molecular function: DNA topoisomerase type II (double strand cut, ATP-hydrolyzing) activity; DNA binding; ATP binding. Bases 151 to 2361 code for a protein of 736 amino acids. The transcript has 21 exons.
CCCAAGUUUCAAACAAGGUAGUACUCUCCAGUAGGGUUUAGGGGCAAAAUCAGAAACCAAAAGAGUAGAAGGGUUUAUCUUCCUCCUCCCAAAUUUACACCCACUACUGCAGUACAAGUAGAAGAAACCAACACUGAGAGCAACGCCUGAAUGGCGCUUCUGAGACCUCCUUUCAACUUCUUCGCUCUUCGCGUAAUGGGCUCCCGUUUCAUCACCUCCUCCUCCUCAUCUACUGCCAUCAUUCGCUCCCGCAACCUCUCUCUCCCCUCACCCUUUUCUCUCUCUCGCUCCUCGCUCAUCUUCAGACCCAGGAGUAGUUUUCCAUCAACAAGGGUUUCAAGUCAUUUGUUGACAAGAUAUGGCGUGUCUCCGAUGGCUUCCAUGUCGUCAGGCAUUGCGACUGAAGCUUCUCAUGAAAGUACGAGCUCAACUUACGGGUCCGAACAAAUUCAGGUGCUAGAAGGUUUAGACCCUGUCAGGAAAAGACCGGGAAUGUACAUUGGAAGCACUGGUCCUCGUGGUUUGCACCAUUUGGUUUAUGAAAUAUUAGAUAAUGCUAUUGACGAGGCGCAAGCAGGAUUUGCUUCAAAGAUAGACGUCAUAUUACAUGCAGACAAUUCAGUGAGCAUUACUGACAAUGGGCGCGGGAUUCCAACUGAUUUGCAUCCAGCGACAAAAAAAUCUUCUUUGGAGACUGUCUUGACGGUUUUACAUGCAGGUGGCAAAUUUGGUGGGUCAAGUAGUGGUUACCGUGUCUCAGGAGGGCUACAUGGGGUGGGCUUGUCGGUUGUGAAUGCUUUAUCUGAGGCAUUAGAAAUUACUGUUUGGCGCGAUGGGAAGGAAUACCAGCAGAAAUAUGCUCGUGGCAAGCCUAUAUCAACUUUAAUGUGUCACGAGCUUGCAGAUGAAUCAAAGGAUCAUCAAGGGACAUUGAUUAGGUUUUGGCCUGACAAAGAAGUAUUCACUACUGGCAUUCAGUUUGAUUACAACACCAUAGCUGGGCGCAUAAGGGAGCUUGCAUUUCUAAACCCAGAGCUUACUAUUGUCCUCAAGAAAGAGGAUGCAGAUCCAGAGAAGAGCCAGUACAAUGAAUACUGCUAUGCUGGUGGACUGGUUGAAUAUGUGAGGUGGCUAAAUACUGAUAAGAAACCACUUCAUGAUAUUGUGGGUUUUAGAAAAGAAGCAGAUGGAAUCACAAUUGAUGUGGCUCUGCAGUGGUGUUCUGAUGCAUAUACGGAUACCAUGCUGGGAUAUGCUAAUAGCAUACGCACAGUUGAUGGUGGUACUCACAUUGAUGCUGUAAAGGCGUCCUUAACAAGAACCCUCAACAACCUCGGGAAAAAAAUGAAAAUUUUCAAGGAGAAAGAUGUCAGCUUAAGUGGUGAACACGUAAGGGAGGGCUUGACAUGUAUUAUUUCUGUCAAAGUACAAAAUCCAGAGUUCGAGGGACAAACAAAGACAAGGUUGGGAAACCCAGAGGUGAGGAGAGUCGUUGAUCAAUCUAUCCAAGAGUUCCUCACAGAGUACUUGGAGUUGCACCCAGAUGUCCUGGAUUCAAUCCUUUCGAAGUCACUUAACGCGCUAAAGGCAGCUCUAGCGGCAAAGAGGGCAAGGGAACUGGUGAGACAGAAGGGUGUUCUAAAAUCCUCAUCUCUUCCCGGAAAGCUUGCUGAUUGCUCAGCCACAGAUCCUGAGGAAUCUGAGAUAUUCAUUGUCGAAGGAGAUUCAGCUGGUGGUAGCACAAAGCAAGGUCGUGACAGGCGGUUCCAGGCUGUUCUUCCCCUAAGGGGCAAAAUUUUGAAUAUUGAAAGAAAGGAUGAAGCUGCUAUGUACAAGAAUCAAGAGCUCCAAAAUCUUAUCCUUGCUCUGGGACUUGGAGUAAAGGGAGAAGAUUUUAAAAAAGAUGCUCUCCGCUAUCAUAAGAUAAUAAUUUUGACUGAUGCUGAUGUAGAUGGGGCCCAUAUUCGAACAUUACUUUUGACUUUUUUUUUCAGAUACCAGAGGGCUUUAUUUGAUGAAGGCUGCAUUUAUGUUGGUGUUCCACCUUUAUACAAGGUUGAGAGGGGAAAGCAAGCACAUUAUUGCUAUGACGAGGCAGAACUUAAACAGCUACAGAGCUCUUUCCCUCCAAAUGCAUCAUAUAACAUUCAGAGGUUUAAAGGUUUGGGAGAAAUGAUGCCUUUACAAUUAUGGGAGACGACAUUGGAUCCAGAGAGAAGAUUGCUAAAGCAGUUAAUCGUUGAGGAUGCCGCUGAAGCAAAUGUAGUUUUCUCCUCUCUGAUGGGUGCCCGGGUGGAUGUGCGGAAGCAACUUAUACAGGACUCUGCUAACAUGAUCAACAUCGAACAACUGGACAUAUGACCCAUAUCAUCAUCCAAUGUACAAGGAGGUAUUCUUUGUAGACCAAGACGGCAAUUAAGUGUGUUUCUGUUCUCACCAUUUUUGAUGAAGUUUGUAUAUCUCCCCCAAAAGGAAGUCAACAUUUUUACUACUGAAGCAGAUGAUUCUUUAGUUUGUCGGUCCAUUUCCUUCCAAAGUAUGCUUGGAUAGAUGGGGAGGAGGGUUUCAAUACCUCUGGUCAUAGUCCUCAAACCAUGAGCGGGUACUUGAUGUGUAUCAUGCAUGUGAUUUCCUGUAAGUACAGAAUGCAAUCAUGUAUUAAUCUCCAUAUUCGAAGAGACCAGUCGCAAUAGCUUGCCAAGUUGCGAUUGAGUUGGAAAUCGUUUAGCAACAGCAGCAAGAUUAAGUUAUGCCUGUAUUUUUCUGGGAUAUGUGACAAGUAUAGUUCUUCGUUUUCUACUC